GUACACCUCCGCGUACGAUAUGGCCCAAUGGUAUACCAUGAGUGUAUACCUUGUUGUACGAGCAGCGGUUACUGCAAUUGUCGUGGGCAGCAGGCGCAUCCCCGUCCUUAGAAUUAUUACACAAAAGCUGAUAGAGUCUGAAUACGUCGCCAGUGCAGUUGAUAUGGAGUUACAAUCAACGGAUAAAUUCGUCAAGAAAUUUCAAGCUACCCGCUAUAAUAUUAAAAUCGCAUCGCAACCAAAACAGGCACCUCCACCACCGCCGCCGCCACCACCACCUCCUCCCCGCAGCGCAGCUCCACGCCCGGUCGCUUUAAUGACUUCAGGCGCAGUUCCUGUAACCGGAGGUAAGAAAAAUGAUGUACUGACAGACAAGUUCCCGCAGGCAGGACAAAAUAAAUUGAAGGCUGAAUUGACGCUCCGACUUCAAGGAAAGGCUGACCAGAUUGACGGGCUGAAUACAUCAUCCAUCAUCAAGAACGGUGCAGAUGUUAGUAUCACUCUAGGUAAGCGAAGAGGUCGCAUGCCUGACGCCGCGAGACUUAAGCCCUGCAAUUCAGAGGGCUCCACAUUCAAUUACGCUGGACGACUGACAACCGGUGGCAGCAUCGCAACGCUGAAAGAUAGGGCGAAACCGGCGAAUACGUUGGUGGAGCACCUUAGCAAGGGCUUCGAGAAGUUCAAGCACGUAAACUCGGAACAUCUAGAAAGUACCGACAAUUCUGAUUGGGAGGGGGAUGUAUGAGACAUUUGCCAGGAGAACAACGAAUCUGCCAAAGAAUUGAUCGCAAAUUCUGGCAGACCGACUUGAAAUACAAUCUAUGCUGAUGAUGACAAAAUUAAUUUUAUAUCUUAACCUGCCCCAUCGUUCAUUCCGAUGAAUUGUGUCGAACCGGUUCGAGGUUACGGAGAGCACCAGGAGAGAUGGCGAUAUAUAGCUAUAACUGCACCGCUGACAUAAUUCAGAUAUAUAUUGUGCGAGAAUUCACUGACGCAAAUGUACGAUGCCAUUCCUUAUUUCGCUGUGGAUAUAGGUCUGAUUAUGGUGUAAGUGUCCUAUAAUGUACGAGGAACAUGCAGUUAUGAGUGCAUUCACUAAUAAUACACAUCCAGAAACCGGAGUAAAUAUAUACCACUACCUACGCCAAUACUAAAUAUCAAAAGGCUGCAGCGUCAAGAUGACGAACUUUCGUUCAAUACGUAUAAGGAGGAUCUCUGCCAGUGUAAAGGCUGGCGGAAAUAUAAAGGCGCAGGACAAACCAUUGACAAAUGUACAUAUCGCGAAAAAAUCGAGAUGAGAAGUUCGAACUUUAAAUAAAGACUUGAAAGUGAA
Sphaeroforma arctica JP610 is the source of this 1333-nucleotide messenger RNA. RefSeq lists its product as hypothetical. The record is from RefSeq and is a predicted model, not a curated record. Lineage: Eukaryota; Ichthyosporea; Ichthyophonida. The coding region runs from base 20 to 745 and encodes 241 amino acids. The transcript is spliced from 5 exons.